CAACCGCGUCAGUACCUCCCGCGCUAUUCCGGCAGUUACUUACUGCGGCGCGUCCUUCGCGCGAUCCACGCCUAUGACAUCGCGAGUGUUCGAGUUACAGUGAAGUUUCAAAGUGAUCUGGAUAACAUAAACGUAAACAUGGGACCUCUAGUGUUGUUUUUUGUGAUUUUUGCGAGCGCCGUGGCAGACAGGAGAAUGAGCAUAGCUGAGAAACUUAUGGAAGAUGCUGACCUCUCGCAGUUCCUGGCCCUGUUGUCGCGCAACGCGGUGGCAAACACAAGUCUUCACUACCGGCAGAUGACGCUGUUUGCGCCCACGAACGAGGCCUUCCAGCGGUACAAUGGAGAGAUGGACGACAAUCUCGUGUUAUACCACAUCUCGAACCUCGCGACAACGUUAACCAACAUCGACUACGCAAUAUCGUCAGAGCUGGAUGGCAACCCGCCUCUGUGGGUGACGCGACGGCGCGACUCCACGCACGACGACCUGUACGUCAACAACGCCAAGGUGCUCGUGGCGCGAUCCUACCAGACCACCAACUCUAAUAAUAAACGGCAGGUCCUACACGUGAUAGACCAAGUGUUGCAGCCGCUGCAGCCCCACGGACCGGGCUCCCUGAGCUCGCCCGUCUACAGCCCUAAUGCUUACCAGUUCCUUGAACAUUCCGACCUCUUCAACAUUGGCCAGCACAGACUUAGGUCAUUCCGGCAAAAAGUGAAUCAACUUCACAAGAAAGAAGUUUUUAAUGCCGACGGCAAGCAUACUUUCUUUAUUCCUGUGGACGAAGGCUUUAAGCCAACAACCCGCUCGGACCUGAUAGACGCGAAGGUGGUGGACGGGCACGUGAUCCCGCACCACGUGCUCUUCACGAAGGCCACGCCGGACACGCGCGAGUUCGAGACCCUGGCCUUCGGGGACAACGUCAAGGUCAUCAUAUCCUUCAGCACCGCCAUGAAUGGGAAUGAGGAAAUCACUUACGUAAAAUCCAACACGGUUGCGGGAGACGCGAAGCACAGCCGAGGGGUCGUCCUGGCGGACAUCGUGCGCGCCAAUAUUCCCGUCAAGAACGGAGUCGUCCACCUCAUCCAGCGGCCACUCAUGGUCGUUGACACAAGCGUUAUUGACUUCCUCAAGGAAAAAGAGGACGGCCCGCUGUGCAAGUUCUACGAGGUAAUCCUGGACCUCGGCAACAACAAUCAGUUCCUCAACGAGCUGAACACGGCCAAGGACAUGACGCUGUUCGCGCCCUCCAACGAGGCGUGGAACGAGCCCAGCGUGCAGAACAUCGUCAGGAACCACCAGAAACUUAAAGAGAUCUUGAAUUUGCAUCUAGUGCGGGAAAGACUGGCUAUGGAUACUAUAAUACACAAUAAUAUGAAUCAGAUCUACCAAGCCCCGACAGCGAUGCACCGCAAGUACCUCUACUUCAACGUCCUCACUCACAACAACAAUCAGACGCUAACCGUGGAGGGGGGCGGAGUAAACGCCACGGUGACCUUGCCCAACAUCGCCGCGACAAAUGGCUUCGUUCACAUCAUCGACAGAGUUCUGGGAGUUCCUUACACUACUAUAUUUGAGAAGUUGAAGACUGAUCCUAUGCUGAACAUUACAUACAAUCUGGGCAAGCGGGAGAUGUUCAACACGCAACUGAACGACUUGGAACACCGGUACACAUACUUCGUACCUCGCGAUCAUGCAUGGCUCAAAUUCCAAGUCCGACACCCCUCAGCGUUCAAAGCGCUGUUCAAAAUGGACUUCGGGUAUUACACGAAACAAAUUCUGGAGAGGCACGUGAUCCGCGCCAGUCGAUCGUACACCAUCUCGGAUCUAAAGCUUCACGCCAAUGAGACGCACCCGUUCGUGAUGCCCACGAGCCGCGACCCGCUGCGACUGCGUGUCAAGGAGUCUGACAAAAACUACUACGUGGAAUGGAACGGGCACUGGAUACACGUGUUCCGGCCGGACGUGGAGUGCACGAACGGCAUCAUCCACGUGAUCGACGAGCCCUUCCUGCUGGAGAGCGACGUGCGCGCCACCGGCGCCGCAUCGCCGCUCGCGCAUGCAGCUGCUAUGCUACUAAUCUCGAUCUGUAUUACAAUCCUUCAAUAAACCACUGAGGUUAUUUAAUAGAAUUUUAUACAGCUUGUGACAUAGUACAUUUUGUAGAAUUCUUGACCAGAAUUCAAUCAAAACUAUUAGUAAAAUGUAUAAAAUGUCCACUUUAACUUUAUGCAUUCAGGAAAGUAUUUUUGUGGUAAAAUCUCAUUUAUUAACCAAAAGUCGCAAAUGGUCGCUUUGUCACUAGCUGUUCAUAAAAUAAUUCGAACUUGACUUCAAUUUAGGUACGAGUAACCUGUCGGAGUGUGACAAAAGAAUAAUGUUCUUAAUUUGACACUAGUGUUCGAUUCGAGGAUUCGAUUUAAUCUGUGGACAAUCAAAAAAAAUAUUUUAUAAAAAACGUAAGUAACAUGCAAAAAGUUGACAAGCAAUCACGCUGCGCUCCGUCGGGUGUACAGUCAAGCGUAAAAAUAUGGGUUCAUAAAACUUACUCAAAAAUAUGUCCCAUAGUUCUUAAUUCGCUGACAUAAGAGCUAUGGGACAUAUUAUUUUUGAGUAUGAUGAGUGCACCCAUAUUUUUACACUUAACUGUACCUACAGCAUAUUUAGGUACAUACAUUUUCUAAAUCGCAUUAGAUUUAUUUGGUUGCCAAAUUUAAAGCUGUAAUAUUUACAGCUUAAUUUUUAACAAGUUGAACUUGUUAUAUGCUUUAUUCUAAUUGUUUUGAUUUCAACUUUAGUGAGAUAUUAACUCAACGGUAUUAGUUUUAAUAUAUAAGAGUUUGUACAUGAUGGUAUCUCAGUAUCUUAGUGUGGUAGUUAAUUGGUAUACUUACGAGUUUGAAACUUAGUUACCUUAGGUUUGAUUGUAUAUUUUUGAAUUGUGUACGAUAUGGAGGGUAUUGGGCAUUGAAAUAUAUUUUAACUGCCACAUUAAAGCAAUUAAUUAACACAGUAAUAUCUUGAUUUUAGAUAAAUUUACUAUAAUUAUGUAUAAUUAUGUUUAUAGUUUUACCUUUUGAAUAAAAUAAAUAACAACAAAUGACCAACAUAAAAAGAUAAUUUCACGUGUACAAUAACAAAUUCAGUUAUAAUAAUGAUAUCGAGAGUAGGCUCUUUAUUACCCAGUAUUGAUGUAAGUAAAAUCGUUUACUUUAUUUGAGAAUUUUGGUCCAUCGUGCCUUCUUUGGAAAUUAAAUAAUUAUUUAUUUAAAUCUAUCUCCUAGAGAAAAUCUUAUUUAAUGUGAACAUCUUCAUAGACUACAUUCCAUGUUAUCUGAAAAAUCUAUUUAGUAUAUUUAAAUAUUAUUAACAAAUUUAUUAAUGUUAUCAUUCCAUGACAAAAAUAUUCUCGUCAUCUUUUCUUUUAGUCAAAUAAUUUAAACCUUUAAAAAGUUAAGCACGGUCGGGAAUUAAAUUUGUAGUAAUAAACAUGAUGCUUAAAUAAAAGACGAUUGUCAGUGAAUAUUUAGAAACAUUUAAUGGAUGUGAGUGUAUCCAAUAUUUAUUGGAUUGCUAAAAUUGUAUUUAAUGAGAAGUAUAAAAUUCUAGUUAUUAUUGAAAGGAAGAGGUGUGCUUACAGUACGGUGCGAUUGUAAAUCUUUAUUUUCGAUAAGCAGGUGUAAAUAAUUUGUGUAAGUUUAAUUAUAGUCCAUUAUAAUUAUCGUACUCUAAUUUAUUAGCUAUUACUUGAAUGCGACUGAAAACUUAAACAUUAUCACACCUAAUGCUAAUAAAAUGUAUCAAAAUACUUUACUGUAAAAAUGAUGCUUUUUGCUUUAUUGAAAGUUUUAUAUUUCUUUCAACGAAAGAAACUGAUGACAUGUGUACUGUAGUUGUAGCAAUGUUAUAAUUCCUGAUAAAUGUGAGUCCACUACGUAUUAUUACGUAUAAAUGUAAUAAUAUCAUAAUGUAUAUUCGCUGUUUCAAGGAGGCAAAAAGCAACAUUUAAAUAGAAAAUAAAAUCGUUAGGUAGAAGAUAACAUUGGUACUUAUAGGGCACCUACAGUAUAUUGGUUUUUGCCGAUUAUAUCUAACAUACCUACUGAUAAAAACAUAAUCUUUCGCUUAAUAGGGUUUACAUAAUAUACAAAUAGGUAAGUUUUUAAAAGCCAAAGCUUAAUGCUAUUUCAACCGGUUCCAGAUUAUAUGAGUAAUUGAAUAAGAUUUUACUGUUAAACUACAAUAAACUAUCAAAUGUAGUCAUUAUCGUAAGUCGUAGUAUUACCUUUUGAAGUAUAUACCUGUAUACAGCGGAUUUUUAAAAUAGUAGUUGAAGUAAACGUUAAUUGGGACGUAAAUACCCCAGACAAUAUACUGUGACCAAAUAUUGAACCAAAUAUUUGGUGAGCGGCGGCACUGGAUGCCAUCGAAGGGGUGUUCGUCGUAUUCGGAUUAUGUCAAAUUAGGAAAAGUAACAAGUAAUGUACGUGUUGAAUUAAUAAAGAAUUUACCUACAAAUAAGAA
Cydia strobilella is the source of this 4524-nucleotide messenger RNA. It is a transcript of the gene Fas1, whose product is annotated as fasciclin-1. The transcript is spliced from 13 exons. Gene Ontology annotation, biological process: extracellular matrix organization; cell adhesion. The record is from RefSeq and is a predicted model, not a curated record. NCBI's taxonomy places the organism in Eukaryota, Metazoa, Arthropoda, Insecta, Lepidoptera, Tortricidae. Gene Ontology annotation, molecular function: cell adhesion molecule binding. Bases 139 to 2109 code for a protein of 656 amino acids. Gene Ontology annotation, cellular component: extracellular matrix.